UGCUUGCGAAGCACCUGUAAUGUAAACAAACACAAAUUGUAAAUCGCUGUUUUGCUCCGUAAAGUUUGGGUGUUUCUUGUGAUGUGCGUGUUGUUUCACACAACCGAUUAUGAAUUCCUUAAAGUGUCGGUUCUGCCUUGAGCUACAUUACCCUGAGGCCGGAAGCUUUUCUUUACUGAAUGUACCAUUCAGUACCGCUAUCAAGCGUGUAUUUUCAUUUGAGAUCAAGUCGGAGCAACAUUUAUCUGAACAUGUGUGUAAAAUAUGUUCCGCGAUGGUGUGGCAAUUCUACACGUACAGUAUAAUGGUGGAAGAUAAUCAACACAAACUGGAACAAGAAUUCACGUUGCUGAAUGCAGAGACUCCACGCAAUCUCGUCGAAGAUUACCGAAUAGAAAACCAGGCGCAUGUUGCCAUUAAAAGCGAAUCAUUGGAUUCGAGUACUAUUCAUACCGAUUUACCUUCGAGCUCCAGUAAUGUUGUUAAUAGUGCACCGAUUAACGAAAGUGCUUCUUCUGUUAAUAUUAAAGUUGAACCACAGGAUGAAGAAAGCAAGCCGGACGAAAUGGUUGUAAAUAGUGAAAAAACUGCUGAAGAUAAAAUACAGCCGGUUUUAGGAAAAGCACUUGCUGAUAAUGUUAAGCUGGAAGAAUACGUUAUUACAACAUACGUGGAAGGAAGUAAUGCAAGUAUUGCAGAAACGGUUGCCCUGGAACAACAGACAGACGAUGAUAGCACCAGCAACGUGAUAGCGAAUGAUCAACCACAUCACGAGUCAGAUGAAACCGAUUUAUCAUCCGCCAGCAGUUCGCAAAGUAACGCACACGAUCAGCCUCUCACCCAACCACCCAACACUGCCUUGAUCUUGUGCGAUCAAUGUGAACGUCCGUUUUUCAACAGGAGGCAGCUGAGAAAUCAUCAGCGUGUGCACAAAUUUAGCGAAUGUCCGAUCUGCAAAAAGAUGAUAAAGGGUGACUUUAUAACGCAGCAUCUUGCCGCCCAUGAAGGUGCAUUCCGGUGCGACAUAUGUGACGCAUCGUUCGGCUGUACUGCCAACUUGCGAAUGCACAAAGAUAUGAAACAUGCGGCCGAUGCGCAACCGGGAGACGAGACGUUUCCCUGCGAGGUGUGCGAACGAACGUUUCGCAACAAAACACAACUGUCCCUUCACCGGAAGCAGCACAAAACGAAACAGUGCCCGAUUUGCAUGAAACACGUUAGAAGUAUGCACUUUCAAACGCACAUUUCCAUUCACCAGGGUGCAUUCUAUUGUGAUCUGUGCGAGAGAGCAUUUUCAUCGCGCAAGAAUUUGACAAAACAUAAGAAUGUAAAACAUAGCAGUUUGGUGCCGGUUACGAUUUCGUGUGAUCAGUGUGAACUUACCUUUCCCAAUCAAACAAAGUUGUCCGCUCAUCGAAAGGGACACCAGCGGAAACAGUGUCCUAUAUGUAAGAAAGCGUUUCGGCCUAAUAAGAUAAAGGAACAUCUAGCUUCACAUGAUGGUGCAUUCCGUUGUGGUAGCUGUGGGAAAACGUUUUCCACUAAAUACAGCCUAAAGAAACACAAUCGUACGUCCAAUCAUUGUGGAACUGGAAAGAGCGGCAAUGCAUCAGAGAAUGAAUUGGCAGCAUCAGUGCAAUAAAUGAACGCUUUGUUUAAUAGGACGCUGCAAGCAUUCUGUUGUUUUGUUUUGUUACAAAAGCAUCCAGUUGUUGGUUCUGCUCUUUACCGAAAUGUAUUUCCAACCUUGGGUACAAGCGGAUAGUCUGUCCGACACGUAUAGGUCCUUCGAAUGCAUUCAGAAUCGUCUCACAACGUAUAUGUUGCAAUAUCUUUUCUUUGCAGAGUUUUCCUUUGACGAAUAAAACUUAAUUACCGUCGUAGGUACUUCAACGGUACUUUUAAGAUUUAUUCGAAUAAUUUAGUUUCGAUUCCCCGCGCUCUAUAUUCGAACUGUCAAGUGUUGCGUUUACAGCCACCCUAGUUGAGCGCUUGACAAUCGACGCCAUUUUCCAAUUUGCCAUUUUUAUAAACAAAGUGCUUGUAGACGGA
Anopheles funestus (African malaria mosquito) is the source of this 2052-nucleotide messenger RNA. Its product is annotated as zinc finger protein 184-like. NCBI's taxonomy places the organism in Eukaryota, Metazoa, Arthropoda, Insecta, Diptera, Culicidae. Gene Ontology annotation, molecular function: chromatin insulator sequence binding; zinc ion binding. Gene Ontology annotation, cellular component: nucleus; chromosome. The coding region runs from base 110 to 1642 and encodes 510 amino acids. The transcript is spliced from 2 exons. The record is from RefSeq and is a predicted model, not a curated record. Gene Ontology annotation, biological process: regulation of transcription by RNA polymerase II.